AUGUCGUCGUGCUGUGAUGUAAAUCAACUUGAGUGUGGCCUUCACUCGCUCCAACUGAGCCUGGCUAACGGUGCUGCGUCUACAGACAGGCCUCCAUACCAAAUCAGUGAUUGGAAUAUGAGUAUUGACGCCGUCUUGUCACAGGGCAUUGUCAGUCGACAAGACAAUCAAAAUGCUGCGGCACUCUCCGCUGAGGAGGGAAUUGCAAAACUUCUCAAUCGUACAAAUUAUACCAUUGCCAAGGAGAACGGACAACGUCGUUAUGGACCACCACCCAAUUGGACGGGUGAAAUACCACCACGAGGAUGUGAAGUUUUUGUGGGUAAAAUUCCUCGCGAUUGCUUUGAGGAUGAGUUAAUACCAAUCUUUGAGAAGAUUGGUCCCAUCUACAUGUUUCGCUUGAUGAUGGAAUUCAAUGGGCACAAUCGAGGUUAUGGCUUCUGUGUAUACACCACACGAGAUGAUGCCAAACGUGCAGUGGAUGAGCUAAACAACUACGAAAUUAGGAAAGGCAAAACUAUUGGAGUGUGCUUAAGUGUGGACAAUUGUCGUCUCUUUGUGGGUGGCAUUCCAAAGAAUAAAACAAAGGAGGAGAUACUUGUAGAGAUGCAAAAAGUUACCGAUGGUGUCAAAGACGUUAUUUGCUAUCCCAGUGUAGCUGAUAAGACCAAGAAUCGAGGAUUUGCAUUUGUGGAAUAUGAAAGCCACAAAGCAGCCGCUAUGGCCAGACGAAAACUUAUUCCUGGUCGAAUUCAACCCUGGGGCCAGCAGAUUGCUGUUGACUGGGCUGAACCAGAGCGGGAAGUUAAUGAGGAAAUAAUGAUGAAGGUUAAAAUUUUGUACGUCCGAAACCUGAUGCUUAGCACCACAGAGGACCAACUACGUGCCCACUUCUUGGAGGCUGCCGGAGCUGGAGAUCAGGCCAUUGAACGAGUAAAGAAAAUUAGUGACUAUGCUUUUAUUCACUUUAAAGAUCGUGAAGUGGCACAGAGGUGUCUGGAAAAACUAAACGGUACGACAAUUGAUGGUUCGACGGUGGAGGUAACAUGGGCUAAACCUGCAGACAAAGGCGAACCUGUUCGCUCCCAAAACGUCCGUUCAGGUAGACAGUUGAUGGACUGGAACCUAAACGGGGAAUUUACAAACACUGCCAACUAUUUUCUCGAUCCGACUACAGCCUUUUUGGCUGGAUUCAGUCCUCUCGUGCUUCCUGGAUCGGGAUGUACAAGAAGUAAUUCCGCCAGAACUGGCCGUCGAAAUGCGGCUGGAGGUAGAAGCGCUGCCGCCCAACGUGAAAGGAAGCAUCCAGUAGAGUUACAAUUUCUGGAGCUACCUUACCAAACUUCAGCAACACCAAUCCAAUCCAAUGGUGUACCAGGAGCUCAUUCCUUUGUGUGCAUAUGUGUGUGUGUGUGCCCUUGUGUGGGUGGAUGUCUUCAAAUCUCGUCCAUUCAACAGUUUAAAUUCAAACAUUUCCUAUUUUUUCCAUCCUUCUCACAGAUUAUGGAAGAAUUUUGCCAACGCAGUGGUUUGGAAUCUCCAAUUUAUUCAGCCCUUCCAGUGGAUAUUGUCGACUGUGCAACUGGUGGAAAGAUCCAACUUUUUAUCGGUCAGGUCAUUAUAUCCAGCCUACGAUUGCGGUACCUCACCCCGGGCUACUACAAUACAGCGGAAGAGGCUAAAGUAGGUGCAGCUGAGACAGCUGUCUACAAUCUUCACUACAGUCAACUUCAACUGGCCAUGGCUGAUUAUGCUAAUCAAGAUCAAAGUGGUGAAGAUAAUGAACAACACGUGUGUGGGGGGCUAGAGGCCUUUGAAAACAGUGGAGUAAUGCAAACUACAUCGGCAGACGUGACACCACACACUUGGUCUCAUUCUGGUUAUUCAAUAACCUUGUCUUGUAAUUGUUCUUAUUUAAUUAUAGUGAAUGGAACACUUCCACCGACAACUCCUACAGGUGGAAUUAUUCCAGGUGCCUCAACGACUUCCUUGCUUCCAAUGGUCUUUCCACAGGCAUUAUCAAAUAGAAGUCUCCCCUUCUCGCCCCUGCCAUGUCAGUCAGGUCUCUACGCUCCAUCGCCGGGCCCCUUGACCCCCAUUUUGCCCAUUUCUACAUAUGAUAGCAGUCUUCCACUUCAGAACCUCCCUAUACAAAACCAAAUCCUCGACUUUCAGUCUUCCCUAAUCUCCAAUCCUCUCUUGCCUUGUGGAAGUGUGAUUCCAGCUGGGACAUUGGUGGUGGAUCCAUCUGCUAUAAAUACACCUACUAGUAGCACUGCCCCUGCCACAUUUGGAGGCCUUCAGUCAUGUCCCACGACCAACAGUGAGACUCUGACAGAAUUGAAGCAGAAAUCACUAGUGAGUCAAAACAAUGGACACUGUGGUAGUGCAUCCGUAAACUUUCUUCCAUCACUGAUCCCGGGUCUGUCGACACCACCUCCGCCACCACCUUCACAGCCAGUAACCAAUGUUGCUGUUGCCGCGGCCGCUGCUGCAGCUGCUGCUGCAACUGCAGGGUCAUUGAAUUUCAGACUACCUGUAUCCCCUUCGGAUUCCAUCCUCAGCACCUCUCAGCUUAGCCUCAACGGACUUCCAGGUUCCACCACAGUGGCUGGUGCUACAAUGGCAACGCAGUCGUUGCUGAAUCCCCUUAACAGCACAGUUUCUUCGUGA
Molecule: messenger RNA, 2673 nt
Organism: Hydatigera taeniaeformis
Lineage: Eukaryota; Metazoa; Platyhelminthes; Cestoda; Cyclophyllidea; Taeniidae
Source: the annotation of a GenBank genome assembly